Umbelopsis ramanniana AG is the source of this 822-nucleotide messenger RNA. RefSeq lists its product as uncharacterized. Gene Ontology annotation, cellular component: cytosol. Gene Ontology annotation, biological process: TOR signaling. Bases 1 to 822 code for a protein of 273 amino acids. NCBI's taxonomy places the organism in Eukaryota, Fungi, Mucoromycota, Umbelopsidomycetes, Umbelopsidales, Umbelopsidaceae. The record is from RefSeq and is a predicted model, not a curated record. The transcript is spliced from 5 exons.
AUGACUAGCAGUGCUAAACCAGGACAUAAAGUAAUCAAUGAAGGAAAUCGACGAGAGGGACAUACAAGUGGUAUUGAAUACAAUGGAUGGACCAUCACUUCCAAGAAGACGUCCAUUUGCAAUUCCCAAGACCUUGAUCGGCUACAAAAAGAAAUUGGGAUACCACUUCCUGAAAUGAUUUUUGGAAACAACGAAGUCAGUAUUCGAAACAAAACAGGUUUUGAGUUGAAAUAUCGGGCAGAGGACGCUUUACAGCUAGUUGACAAAACUUCGGAGAGCAACAAACACAUCAAAGUAGCAUAUGCGAAGGAAUGGGGAAAGAAAAGGUUGAAUCAUGAAAAUAUUAAGGAUGUCAUCAAGCCUUAUGACUGGACAUAUACAACAUCUUAUCAAGGCACUUCAGGCAACCAAUUCGUCAAUACGGACAAAGACAUUGAUAUCGAACGACUCAAACGAUUAGAUCCGAUCUUAUAUUAUGAUGAAAAUAUACUAUUUGAAGACGAACUUGCUGAUAACGGUACAGCAACACUUACAACGCGAUUGCGCGUGAUGCCAACUUGCUUUUUCCUCUUGCUGCGAUUCUUCCUUCGAGUGGAUGAUGUACUUUUCCGCAUAAACGAUACACGGAUCUACCAUGAAUUCGGCACUGACUAUGUCAUACGCGAAUAUACAUCAAAGGAAGAUCACUACAACUCUGUCAGAGCGCAAUUGCCAAAGAAAGUGUCGGAAGAUAUAUCACUUUUGACUGAUCCCAACUGGGUGUCAACGGUGCUGCCGACAAAUACUCAAACGAUAGAAAAACAGAUGGCUAUUGUCAAAUAG